Molecule: messenger RNA, 2014 nt
Organism: Megalobrama amblycephala (Wuchang bream)
Lineage: Eukaryota; Metazoa; Chordata; Actinopteri; Cypriniformes; Xenocyprididae
Product: nuclear factor 7, ovary-like
Exons: 6
Coding region: 14-1378 (454 amino acids)
Biological process (GO): protein ubiquitination
Molecular function (GO): zinc ion binding; ubiquitin-protein transferase activity; protein binding
Source: RefSeq, a predicted model, not a curated record
UCAAACAGUGAAAAUGGCUUCAGCAGCUGAAGAUGAUUAUAUUUGUCCUGUAUGUCAUGAAAUCUUCAAGGAUCCUGUUCUUCUGUCAUGUAGUCACAGUUUCUGUAAAGAGUGUCUUCAACAGUUCUGGAGAACCAAGAAAACUCAGGAGUGUCCUGUCUGCAGGAGAAAAUCCUCAAGAGAUAAACCUCCAGUUAAUCUGGCAUUAAAGAACUUGUGUGAGUCGUUUCUGAAGGAGAGAAAUGAGAGGCGUUCAUCAGGAUCUGAGGAGAUCUGCAGUUUACACAGUGAGAAACUCAAACUCUUCUGUCUGGAGGACAAACAGCCUGUGUGUUUAGUGUGCAGAGAUUCACAGAAACAUGACAAUCAUAAAUUCAGACCCAUCAGUGAAGUGGUUUCAUCAUAUAAGGAGGAGCUCAAUACAGCACUGGAGUCCUUACAAGAGAAACUUCAACACAAUGAAGAAAUGAAAGGAGAGUUUGAGGAAACAGUUCAACACAUCAAGUCUCAAGCUGAGCACACAGAGCGCCAGAUUAAACAGCAGUUUGAGAAGCUUCAUCAGUUUCUCAGAGAUGAAGAAGAAGCUACAAUCACUGCUCUGAGGGAGGAAGAGGAGCAGAAGAAGCAGAUGAUGAAGGAGAAGCUGGAGGAGAUGAACAGACACAUCUCAGCUCUUUCACACACAAUCAAAGACAUGGAGGAGAUGAUGAAAGCCAAUGACGUCUGCUUUCUGAAGGAGUUUCCAGUCUCAGUGGAAAGAGUCCAGAGCUCACAGCCAGAUCCACAGAUGGCUUCUGGAGCUUUGAUUCAUGUGCCACGUUACUUGGGCAACCUGCCGUUCAGAGUCUGGAAGAAGAUGCAGGACAUCGUCCAAAACACUCCUGUGAUUCUGGAUCCAAACACUGCUCAUCCAGAUCUCGUCCUGUCUGAUGAUCUGACCAGUGUGAGAUACAGCGAGAACGAUCAACCUCUUCCUGAUAAUCCAGAGAGAUUUGACCGUUAUCCCUGUGUUCUGGGUUCAGAGGGGUUUAACUCAGGAACACACUGCUGGGAUAUAGAGGUUAAAGAAAGUUCAGACUGGAUUCUUGGAGUAACUACAGCAUCAAACCAGAGGAAGGGAUGUGAUUUCUUCGACACUGAUGUCUGGAGUGUGGAGUAUGAUGUGGAAGGACUGGAUGAACCAUGUGGUUUUCUUGUUAAACGUAAGCUUGAUCGUGUGAGAGUGAAUCUGGACUAUGAUGGAGGAACGGUGUCAUUCUCUGAUCCUGUAACUAACACACAUCUAGUCACAUUCACAGCCACCUUUGCUGACACACUCUUUCCAUUCUUCUAUUGUUUUGAUGGAUCUCUGAGGAUCUUACCACUCAAUCGUCAGUAAAUGUUACUCCUGUAGGUCUGGAUCUUCCAGCUUUCAUCAUGUUUAAUCCAGAUCACAUGAGUAAGAGUGCUGUUGAUCUGAAUAUCAGAUCAGAAAACAAGUACAUUUAUUCAUCUUUAAAAAUUAUUAAGACACAUGGUGAAGGAUUCAAAUAAAUCAUGUUGAUCAGAUCUAACCAAUAAGAAACGAUGAUGCGUAAUGAAUCACCACCCAUAACACACUAGUAACUGCCUAGCAACCACACAGAACACCAUAGCAACUGUGUAGCAACACCCUUGAAAGAACUCAGAACACCCUAUAAACUAUAUGUCUGAUAUGACAGCAUGGACUCAAAACCUUCACACUUAAAUCGUUCAGACUUUAAAACCACUUCAAACUACUUUCAGACUAGACUUUCUCAAGCCAACAUGAAAGUUCCUCUACAAGCUUUUUCAUCGACUUACGUUAUAAUAUCAUAUUUUCUAGUACUGUACCACUGAAAGAGUUCAUUCAACACAUUUUCAGUGUUUGCUGUUGAUGAAUAAUUAUUUAUUUCAGUUCUAGAGGUGAAAUGAGUGGUGAAUUUAUAAUAUCUAUAAAUCGAUACAUCUAAAUUACAGCAAGUUGUUGCCAAAAAUAAAGACUUACUAGGAGUUG